GUCGACUUCUUGUUCCUAGCAUGCGAGCCACUUGUUGUGGUUACCGAUACUCGGCCAAUACCCGAAUUGAUCCAAGAGGUCAAAUAGUUGGUCAAGAUACUUGAGGAAGAUGUGUUUUCUACCAUCGUGAGCCAUCUUAUGCCUAUUUACGAGGCACAGAAGCGGUCGCAUCGCCUCUUGCGUAUCCUCGCUCGAUUCUCGUCUUCCAAAAAACUAGUAAAUACACUAGACAACUUGGCCAAGCCUCUGGAUCCAUGGGGAGACACGACUCUGAUGCGCAAACUGCAGAUGACGAGCAAGCACAUUGUGCUUUGUCGAGCUCUGGUUCAGCCCCCUCGCCAGUUAAUAGGAUGGAUGAAACUUUUGAGGAAUCCGGUCUGGGACGAUGAUGUACACUUUACCUCGGGAGACGUCUUUGGCUGGGUUCCUCUGCAUUAUGCGUCUCUUCUCGGGGACUUCCUGUCAUGGUACGAGUCGGCAAUUUUCUGGAAGAUAUGUACAAAAACGAGGGAAAAGCGUCCGGUCUUUGCGCUUUUGGACCGACUCGGUCGCAGCCCAUUGCACAUUCUUGCUGAAACUGGGAAACGACAACAGCUGCAGGUUGUCUUGCCAAACGGGCGGUAUCAAAGAUCCCAUGCAAUUGGGAGGGUGAGUUACGACCAAAUGACUCUACUACAUCUAGCAUCCUGCAGUGGAAAUGCAGAUUGCGUUGAGCUCCUAGCCGAUAGCAUGGAACUCGAGGCUCGCCGCUCAGUAGAUCUCUGGGGCCGCUCCGCUCUUCAUCUUGCGACAAAGUCAAGCAAAAACCCCGAUGUGGCAAGAAUUCUUCUGAGAUACGGCUUCCUGGACAAGAUUCACAAAGCGGACAAGUUCGCAAUGACACCGUUUGCGUAUCUCCUCAUGCAAACGGAGGAGACGGUUACAAAAUGGCUAUUUGCAAGUGAUAGUCGAAUCCAGAGAUCACAACGGAGAAGUUAUUGGCCGAGGUUGACACUGUCGGCAGAUCGACUCUUCAUCUCGCCGCAUCAUCACGAAGCGUUCAGCUUAUGGGAUUGGUGUUUGAGAAGUUAGAACAAGAAUCCGUGAAACUGGCGAGUUCUACAGACAAUUUGGGCAGGACGCCUCUCCAUUACGCCAUCGACCAGGAGGAACCAAACAUUUAUAUCGUCCAAAGUUGGUCGAAAAGGCCCCGCCAAGUAGUUUGGCUUUGAAGGACAUUGAU
Canariomyces notabilis is the source of this 1222-nucleotide messenger RNA. RefSeq lists its product as uncharacterized. Gene Ontology annotation, molecular function: protein binding. The record is from RefSeq and is a predicted model, not a curated record. The transcript has 2 exons. The coding region runs from base 139 to 1071 and encodes 310 amino acids. Gene Ontology annotation, cellular component: ciliary inversin compartment. Gene Ontology annotation, biological process: protein localization to ciliary inversin compartment. Lineage: Eukaryota; Fungi; Ascomycota; Sordariomycetes; Sordariales; Chaetomiaceae.